Neurospora tetraspora is the source of this 1373-nucleotide messenger RNA. RefSeq names its product histidine phosphatase superfamily. Gene Ontology annotation, molecular function: sedoheptulose-bisphosphatase activity. Lineage: Eukaryota; Fungi; Ascomycota; Sordariomycetes; Sordariales; Sordariaceae. The transcript is spliced from 5 exons. Gene Ontology annotation, biological process: ribose phosphate biosynthetic process. The record is from RefSeq and is a predicted model, not a curated record. The coding region runs from base 5 to 1144 and encodes 379 amino acids.
GAACAUGGGAGCGGAUGAUGCGGAUUGGUGUGUUCGUGCUUCCCUGAUUUGUGAUUUAUUGCCAACUUUGUCGACCACAGCGAGGGAUCACCGACGAACACACAAAGUCACGAUACCGAAAAGAGAGAUUGGAUGCUUUUUGAAAGUGUUUUGUGGUCAAAAGACUGUAUUUCAAGGUACUACUCUACCUCGUCUGUUCAGUGCAACAUUACAUCCCUUUCCCCCGGCUGUUCCGGCGGUUUCAUCGUUGAGCAACGUUUCACUAUCUUCACACCACUCUUUAACAUUCCACGAGUACUCCCAUCGGCGAGAUUCAGGGUCAAACAAACCAAGUCCAAUUAGAUCUCAACACUCGGAAAGUUCAAGCAUGGCAACACCCCGGGUCUUCAUCAUUCGGCACGGUGAAACGGAAUGGUCACUCGACGGCCGUCACACGGGAUCGACCGACAUCCCGCUCACAGCAAAUGGCGAGAAGCGUGUCAAGGCAACGGGCAAAGCACUUAUAGGUGACGACCGCCUCAUUGUUCCCAAGAAGCUGGCUCAUGUAUACGUAUCUCCCCGAAAAAGAGCCCAGCGCACCUUUGAGCUUCUAAACCUCGGUUUCCAAGGCCCGCUGCCAUGGGCGCGUCACGGCGAGUGCGAGUCCAAGGCAGUUCCAUGCGAUGCCAAGGUUGAAGUCACUGAGGACAUCCGCGAGUGGGAUUACGGUGACUACGAGGGCAUCACUAGCCCGCAAAUCAGGGAGAAGAGGAAACAGCAAGGCCUCGAUCCCAACUGGGAUAUUUGGAGGGAUGGAUGUCCUGGAGGAGAGAGUCCCGCAGAUGUCAACGCGCGCUGUGACCGUCUCAUCAAGGACAUCAGGGAGAGGUUUCACACUCCCGCUCUGAACAAGCCCAAGGGAGAUCCUGAUGCGGAUCGUGCGGAUGUGUUGAUUGUUGCCCAUGGACACAUCCUUCGUGCUUUUGCGCAGCGAUGGACUGGGUUGUCUUUGCAUGAGGGACCUUCGUUUUUGCUGGAAGCCGGUGGUGUUGGUACUUUGAGCUAUGAGCAUCACAAUAUUGAUGAACCUGCUAUCCUUUUGGGUAGUGCUUUCCAUGUUGACUUUGAGGAUGACGAAAAGCUGGAUAAGCUAAAAAAAGUUUAAAAUCCCCUAGGUUUCGGGAAGGGGAGCGAGGGAUGAAUAUCGAGAUGUCGUUGGCAUAGAUGGCCAGGGCUAUGUCGCUGUGGGUAUAUAGAGGCUAUGUUCCGGUCCACCACCAUCAAUCAGCUACGGUGGAUGUCCACAUCCACAAGUCUUCCGUAGUAUACUUGGGGGUUAGCGAUGGCUUAGGUGGACCCUUUUGCCAACCCCCUCUCAUAAAAGAGGGGGAAAU